AUGACCGUGCUCAUCGAGUUGCACUACCGACUUCACACCCCCAUGUAUUUCUUCCUCAGCAACCUGUCGUUCACCGACCUGAGUUAUUCUUCAGUCAUCAUGCCCAGAAUGAGGAUGAAUUUAUUAACAGCCCAGAAUACCAUUUCUUUCGUUGGAUGCUUUGCCUCGAUGUACCUUUUCGUUGCUUUAGCUGGCGCCGAGUGCUUUCUUUUAGCUGAGAUGGCUUAUGACCAUUAUGUAGCCAUCUGUAGCCCACUGCUUUACAUGGUUGUGGUUUCUUGGAGAGUUUGUGUCUGGGUUCUGGCUGGGAUAUAUUUAGUCUCCACCAUCAACUCUCUGGCAACAAAAAGUUUUCACUUUUACUUAACAGCAACUAAAUUUCCACCUCAACCCAGAGACCAGUUCAACAGUGUGAAGAGAAUUAAGAAAGCUUCUGCCACCAGCAGAUUCUUGAAAGUUGUUUCCAAGGCUGAAUUGAAUGUUGUGUAUUUAAGCCAUUGCUCCCAAGAUGUUAUGCAGACAUUUCUGGAGGCGAGAACUAUUUCCUUGAUAGAAUGUGCAAUCCAGAUGUAUCUCUUUGUGGCCUGUGUAACCACCGAGGGUUAUUUCCUGACAGUCAAGGCAUAUGAUUGCUUCAUGGCAAUCUGCAACCCUAUGCUCUAUAUGGUUGUUAUGUCCCUCAGAGUGGUUGGCUUAUUAUAUGAGACCACCAUCUCCAUAUACGUUUGGCCCAAUUCACAGUACGCACCAGAAAAUGACAAAGUGGUUUCCAUGUUUUAUACUCCUGUGAUAUCAGUGCUGAAUCCUCUGAUCUACAGCCUGAGAAAGAAGGAUGAAAACGAUGCUCUGUGA
Messenger RNA from Tachyglossus aculeatus (Australian echidna), 852 nucleotides. Its product is annotated as olfactory receptor 8H1-like. NCBI's taxonomy places the organism in Eukaryota, Metazoa, Chordata, Mammalia, Monotremata, Tachyglossidae. The record is from RefSeq and is a predicted model, not a curated record. Gene Ontology annotation, cellular component: membrane. Bases 1 to 852 code for a protein of 283 amino acids. Gene Ontology annotation, molecular function: odorant binding; G protein-coupled receptor activity; olfactory receptor activity. Gene Ontology annotation, biological process: G protein-coupled receptor signaling pathway; sensory perception of smell. The transcript has 5 exons.